This is a messenger RNA of Rattus norvegicus (Norway rat), 1078 nucleotides long. RefSeq names its product proteoglycan 3, pro eosinophil major basic protein 2 (gene Prg3). Gene Ontology annotation, biological process: immune response; neutrophil activation; positive regulation of interleukin-8 production. The record is from RefSeq and is a predicted model, not a curated record. NCBI's taxonomy places the organism in Eukaryota, Metazoa, Chordata, Mammalia, Rodentia, Muridae. Gene Ontology annotation, molecular function: carbohydrate binding.
CUAAGCUUAGCCUGGGGCAAUCGCCCUGCCCCCUUCCUACUUCCCCAAAACCACUGUAUAAGGGCUGAUUGUGGGGCAGUAGCCACAGCCACUGAGAGUGGAGGCCAUAGACCCUCGUGAGAAGCUGUGUUGGACACAAAGGGACAGCUGUGAGGACAAAGGUGGAAUUGCUUCUACUACAGGAUCAAGUAGACAUGAAACAGCCCCUGAUCCUGUCCCUUCUCCUGCUGGGGAUGGUUUCUGCUUUUCAUCUGGACUCUGCUCACCCUCAUCUGGAGACUUCCAAGAGAGAGGAAGACCUGAAUCCGGAAGCAGAUGGUUCCAGGGAGCAGGGGAGAGAGUUGGUUCUGACUCAAGGGAUAAUGCAGACAGAGGGAGAGGAGGUUGAGGGUUCUGAACAUCAAGACGUCUUUGAGGAUGGGGAGGCAAUGGAGUCAGAACCAGAUGCCUUAGAUGAGGACUCUGUAUGCCCCAGGGAAGAGGACACAGCUCAUUUUCAGGGAACUCCUGGGUGCAAGAGCUGCCGCUAUGUGCUGGUGAGGACUCCUAAGACAUUUCAUAAGGCUCAGAAACUCUGCAGACGAUGUUACCGAGGCAACCUUGCCUCCAUCCACACCUUCGGUUUCAACUUCCAAGUUCAGAGCUUGGCCAGGAAGAUCAACCAGUCCAUUGUCUGGAUUGGAGGCGUCCUCAGGAGAUGGUUAUUCUGGAAGAACUUUUGCUGGACUGAUGGGAGCCGCUGGGAUUUUGGAUACUGGGCCCCAGGGCAGCCUGGGAAUGGGGAAGGGCACUGUGUGACUCUGUGCGCCAAAGGGGGCCAUUGGCGAAGAGCUUCAUGCAAAAGUCGCCUGCCUUUCAUCUGCUCCUUCUAAAAUGGAGCUAGACCCUGCUGAGAUGGAGCUAGACCCUGCUGAGAUGGAGCUAGACCCUGCUGAGAUGGAGCUAGACCCUGCUGAGAUGGAGCUAGACCCUACUUGGAACCUCCUGCCUUCGCAGCCCUGGCUGCACAUGUCCCAUCCUUUGGUGUUCAAUUCUGUCCCUAGUCUCUUCUGAUCAUAAAGUCAGGCUUUCCACAGCA